This is a messenger RNA of Guillardia theta CCMP2712, 615 nucleotides long. RefSeq lists its product as hypothetical. Bases 1 to 615 code for a protein of 204 amino acids. Lineage: Eukaryota; Cryptophyceae; Pyrenomonadales; Geminigeraceae. The record is from RefSeq and is a predicted model, not a curated record. The transcript has a single exon.
AUGUUCUUGGAUCAGCACUACCAGCAGACGGAUCUUCCAGCAGGACACAGCUGCGGCAUCCUGGAUCGCAGCGACUCGUCACAGCCAUGGACGCCCUCAGGGCUGCACUACUUCGCUGGAGUUCUACCGAACGGGAUCAGCCUCAUUUGGGGACCGUGGAAGGGGCCGAUGCAGGAGAUGACGACGCUGCUGGACGCGCAAGUCUGUGCGAAACUCGAGCAGAGCGCGGAGGAGGCUGGAGUGGACUUCUGUGCGUGCUCACAGAGCUCGAACCUUCUCUCGGCUCGGCUGUAUCCCAUGAAUGAAGCUUGUGCUACCGAGAUGGAAACGGAGAGUCAGAGACCUUUGGAUUCUCUCAUGUCACGAUUCCGCCUAUUGGCCAAAGAUACCUUCGGGGAAGCGGUCAAGAUCUGGAGCACCCUCAAUCAUCGUUGCAAUAUGCGUCUGGGCGCACAGAAGCUGGAAAGAGCUUUCGUUGUACAGCUCCUCAUCUUCAAUAUCCGAUCCAUUUUCAGCAGAGACCAAAUCACCGAAGAGCAGGAAAAGGCAGAUUUGUUUCUCAGGAUAUCCUUGGAAGAUUAUCUGUCGAAAAUCCGAGGCUGCCAUGGUAAUUGA